AUUAUCUCUUGGGCAAAGAGGGCUGAAUGGCCUGCUGUGGCCAUUCCAGCAACUACAGGAACAGUCCUAUGAAUUUGAUUGAAAAGGUGUUUGGAGAUCCACAAGAUUCCUUAGACCCAUUUGGAGUUGUGCUAGAGGAAAGGGAAAGAAUGGAGACACAUCCUUCAGGAAGUGAAUUAACUGGAAAAGGCCCUCCUGCUGUUCAGCCUGGGAGCUGUGGGGAGUUCUGGGCAAGAACUGGGCAGGAGAUCCUGGAGGAGGAAACCAUCCGUUCAGAAGGUCAGCCCUGGGACUUCAGGAGCAUCCGAUAUCAGGAGGCUGAGGGUCCCCGAGGACUUUGCAGCCAACUCCACUACUUUUGCAGUCGAUGGUUGAGACCGGAAAAGCACACAAAAGCGCAGAUGCUGGACCUGGUUGUCCUGGAACAGUUCCUGGCCCUCCUGCCCCUGCAGAUGGAGAGCUGGGUGCGUGAGUGUGGGGCAGAGACCAGCUCCCAGGCGGUGGCCCUGGUGGAAGGCUUCCUCCUGAGCCAGGCGGAGGAGCGGAAGGAGCAGGUCAAGUUGCAGUCCUUUGCUGUGGAGAUCAGAGAUGCUGAGGGAAGGAGGAAUCGAUCAAAUCCCCCUCAGGAGCUGUUUUUCAGGAGUUUCUUUCAGGAAGAUCCAAAUCAGGACACCUCAGGAGGGAGGAAUGAAACGAAGUUGUUGAUUCCUUAUGGUGGAGCUGAAACAGUGCUUGAACCUCCAACUCAAGAGGGCCUUGUGUCCUUCAAGGAGGUGGCUGUGUGUUUCUCCGAGGAGGAGUGGUCUCAGCUGGAUCCUCACCAAAAAGCGCUGCAUUGGGAAGUCACGCUGGAAAAUUGUAGGAAUGUGGCCUCUCUGGGUAAUAAUGGGCAGGAGAAUAAAGAUUCCAGUGAACCAUCCCAAAUGAUGAGGCAGGGAGAUGGAACAGAGAAGCCUGCAAUUCAAAUGGAACUAGGAAGGCAUGAGAGGAACCAGUCAAAUAAUUGGAAUAUGAAAAGCUCAACUUCCAUAAAUGCUCAGAUGCCAGACUUUCUUGCGCAAGAAGGAAAAAUAAAGAAAAAAUAUGUUGGGAAAAGUGUAAGAGAAUUUAAAGAUGAAUUAGAUGUAAAUGAACACUAUCCAACCCAAACCAAAGGAGAAGAUUAUAUAUGCCAAGACAAUGGAAAAAAUUACAAUUGGACUUUCCUUCUUUCUUGUGAAAAUGGAUCCCUUACUUCUGAUAAAAGCAUCCACCCAGGGGAGAAGCCAUAUAAAUGCAGAGUGUGUGGAAAGGGCUUCAGUGCAAAUGGGUCCCUUAUGAGACAUAAAAAGAUCCACACAGGGGAGAAGCCAUAUAAGUGCAUGGAGUGUGGAAUGAGCUUCAGUCGUAGUGGUGACCUUACUUCCCAUAAAAGGAUCCACACAGGAGAGAAGCCAUAUAAAUGCACAGAGUGUGGAACGAGCUUCAGUCGUAGUGGUUACCUUACUUCCCAUAAAAGGAUCCACACAGGAGAGAAGCCAUAUAAAUGCACAGAGUGUGGAAUGAGCUUCAGUCGUAGUGGUUACCUUACUUCCCAUAAAAGGAUCCACACAGGAGAGAAGCCAUAUAAAUGUAGCGAGUGUGGAAAGACCUUUAUUCGGAGUAGUGAACUUACUUGCCAUAAAAGGACCCACACAGGAGAGAAGCCAUAUGAAUGCAUGGAGUGUGGAAAGACCUUUAUUCAGAGUAGUGAACUUACUUGCCAUAAAAGGACCCACACAGGAGAGAAGCCAUAUGAAUGCACGGAGUGUGGAAAGACCUUUAUUCAGAGCAGUAAACUUACUAGCCAUAAAAGGAUCCACACAGGAGAGAAGCCAUAUAAAUGCACAGAGUGUGGAAUGAGCUUCAGUCGUAGUGGUUACCUUACUUCCCAUAAAAGGAUCCACACAGGGGAGAAGCCAUAUAAAUGCAUGGAGUGUGGAAAGACCUUUAUUCGGAGCAGUCACCUUAAUUCCCAUAAAAGGAUCCACACAGGAGAGAAGCCAUAUAAAUGUAGCGAGUGUGGAAAGACCUUUAUUCAGAGUAGUGAACUUACUUGCCAUAAAAGGACCCACACAGGAGAGAAGCCAUAUGAAUGCAUGGAGUGUGGAAAGACCUUUAUUCGGAGCAGUCACCUUAAUUCCCAUAAAAAGAUCCACACAGGAGAGAAGCCAUAUAAAUGUAGCGAGUGUGGAAAGACCUUUAUUCAGAGUGGUGAACUUACUGAGCAUAAAAAGAUCCACACAGGGGAAAGGCCAUAUAAAUGCACAGAGUGUGGAACAAGCUUCAGUCGUAGUGGUUCCCUUACUUCCCAUAAAAGGAUCCACACAGGGGAGAAGCCAUAUAAAUGCACAGAGUGUGGAACGAGCUUCAGUCGUAGUGGUUCCCUUACUUCCCAUAAAAGGAUCCACACAGGGGAGAAGCCAUAUAAAUGCACAGAGUGUGGAACGAGCUUCAGUCGUAGUGGUUCCCUUACUUCCCAUAAAAGGAUCCACACAGGGGAGAAGCCAUAUAAAUGCAGAGUUUGUGGAAAGGGCUUCAGGCACCCUGGUUACCUUACUUCCCAUAAAAGGAUCCACACAGGAGAGAAGCCAUAUAAAUGCACAGAGUGUGGAACGAGCUUCAGUCGUAGUGGUUACCUUACUUCCCAUAAAAGGAUCCACACAGGAGAGAAGCCAUAUAAAUGCACAGAGUGUGGAAUGAGCUUCAGUCGUAGUGGUUACCUUACUUCCCAUAAAAGGAUCCACACAGGAGAGAAGCCAUAUAAAUGUAGCGAGUGUGGAAAGACCUUUAUUCGGAGUAGUGAACUUACUUGCCAUAAAAGGACCCACACAGGAGAGAAGCCAUAUGAAUGCAUGGAGUGUGGAAAGACCUUUAUUCAGAGUAGUGAACUUACUUGCCAUAAAAGGACCCACACAGGAGAGAAGCCAUAUGAAUGCACGGAGUGUGGAAAGACCUUUAUUCAGAGCAGUAAACUUACUAGCCAUAAAAGGAUCCACACAGGAGAGAAGCCAUAUAAAUGCACAGAGUGUGGAAUGAGCUUCAGUCGUAGUGGUUCCCUUACUUCCCAUAAAAGGAUCCACACAGGAGAGAAGCCAUAUAAAUGCAUGGAGUGUGGAACGACCUUUAUUCAGAGUAGUCACCUUAAUUCCCAUAAAAGGAUCCACACAGGAGAGAAGCCAUAUAAGUGCAUGGAGUGUGGAAUGAGCUUCAGUCGUAGUGGUUACCUUACUUCCCAUAAAAGGAUCCACACAGGAGAGAAGCCAUAUAAAUGCACAGAGUGUGGAAUGAGCUUCAGUCGUAGUGGUUCCCUUACUUCCCAUAAAAGGAUCCACACAGGGGAGAAGCCAUAUAAAUGCAUGGAGUGUGGAAAGACCUUUAUUCGGAGCAGUCACCUUAAUUCCCAUAAAAGGAUCCACACAGGAGAGAAGCCAUAUAAAUGUAGCGAGUGUGGAAAGACCUUUAUUCAGAGUAGUGAACUUACUUGCCAUAAAAGGACCCACACAGGAGAGAAGCCAUAUGAAUGCAUGGAGUGUGGAAAGACCUUUAUUCGGAGCAGUCACCUUAAUUCCCAUAAAAAGAUCCACACAGGAGAGAAGCCAUAUAAAUGUAGCGAGUGUGGAAAGACCUUUAUUCAGAGUGGUGAACUUACUGAGCAUAAAAAGAUCCACACAGGGGAAAGGCCAUAUAAAUGCACAGAGUGUGGAACAAGCUUCAGUCGUAGUGGUUCCCUUACUUCCCAUAAAAGGAUCCACACAGGAGAGAAGCCAUAUAAAUGCACAGAGUGUGGAACGAGCUUCAGUCGUAGUGGUUCCCUUACUUCCCAUAAAAGGAUCCACACAGGGGAGAAGCCAUAUAAAUGCAGAGUUUGUGGAAAGGGCUUCAGUGAAAAUGGGUCCCUUAUGAGACAUAAAAGGAUCCACACAGGGGAGAAACCAUAUAAAUGUGCGGACUGUGGAAAGAAUUUCAGAACAAGUGGUUACCUUACUUUCCAUAAAGGGAUCCACAGAGGGGAGAAGCCAUAGAAAUGCAUGGAGUGUGGAAAGAGAUCAGGAGGAACAGUGACCUAAUUUCCCAUGCACAGAUCCAUUUGGGUGAGAAUCCAUGUAAAUUCUAGAUUUAGUUGUUGUUUAUUCAUUUAGUUGCUUCCGACUCUUCGUGACUUCAUGGACCAGCCCAUGCCAGAGCUUCCUGUCGGUCCUCAACACCCCCAGCUCCCCCAAGGACUAGAAGAAGAAUUGCACGUUUUCUCUGUUCACGAUCUGAAGAUAUUCCGGUUGCCUUAAAUUCUCCAGAGGUCUUAAGCUUCCUACUCAUAUUUCCUGAGGCAUAUUCCCUGCUUGACCCCUAAGUAAAACAGAUUUUAUUUUUGCAUUUAUUUGUUGUUGUUUAUUCGUUUAGUCGCUUCCGACUCUUCAUGACUUCAUGGACCAGCCCACGCCAGAGC
Molecule: messenger RNA, 4465 nt
Organism: Candoia aspera
Lineage: Eukaryota; Metazoa; Chordata; Lepidosauria; Squamata; Candoiidae
Product: zinc finger protein 420-like
Exons: 7
Coding region: 27-4043 (1338 amino acids)
Biological process (GO): regulation of transcription by RNA polymerase II
Cellular component (GO): nucleus
Molecular function (GO): DNA-binding transcription factor activity, RNA polymerase II-specific; RNA polymerase II cis-regulatory region sequence-specific DNA binding
Source: RefSeq, a predicted model, not a curated record